AUGGAGUCGGCCUUCCUGAACCUCUUGACAAAGCCAGGAUCUAUAUAUGGCAAUAUAACAGAGCUUAGAUUGUUGCUUAAUAUUUUCAGAGGUAAGCAAGUUAAUGGUCUAUCAAAACCUAUGUGUUAUGGGUCCUUUGCCUAUACAAGGACCUUAGACCUUAGUGACUCGGCCAAGGCCUGCGCUGUCCCGAAGGCGGUGAGCCACCUACAAGACUUCCUCACAACAACAAUCCUUCUUUCUCCUUUCUUCUUUAGCGAUUCCUUCUUUAUAAGGAGACCUUUUACUAUGACAAUGGAAGAAGAAAGUGUUGCAUUGUUGCUACAGCAGCUCCAGGAGCUCUGUACAGAGAUACAGACUCAGAAACAACAGCUCCAAGAAGAGAAUAACAGCUUACAGGCAGAACUACAGGCCGUACAGAACUUGCAACUAAGAAACCAUCCACCAGUUACCACUACAGUUACAUCCGCGACGCCCACCCCCUACAAACAAAGCUAUCCCUGUCCUUGUCACCUGGAUGUCAAACCCUUUACUAGAGAAGACCCUAAGGACUACCCUCCUUUCUAG
This is a messenger RNA of Aspergillus nidulans FGSC A4, 567 nucleotides long. RefSeq lists its product as uncharacterized. The record is from RefSeq and is a predicted model, not a curated record. Lineage: Eukaryota; Fungi; Ascomycota; Eurotiomycetes; Eurotiales; Aspergillaceae. The transcript has 3 exons. The coding region runs from base 1 to 567 and encodes 188 amino acids.